AUGGCCUCCAGCACAACUUCAUAUGCAUCCACCAAGGAGACAACAAAUUAUGCUCGUCUGUGUCGUCUUCUUGUGGAUGUAGGAUCCCAGGCAUUGAGAAACACAUUUGAUAGUAUUCACCCACCGGCAGGCCUACGUGGAGUUUUUACAAAGCCUCCUGUACAUCCAAUACUGCAGACACUUAGAAAGAAGAGAAUUCUUAAUCCCACUCAAUGGGCCAAACUGUAUCCCCCUUCACCUUCAUCAAUAUCUUCGAAAGAUUUUGACGUCACACUUCUCAUGUUGCUCUUAAGGAAUAUAUGUGGCUUGAUUCCUCCAACCACUGGUUGGGAUAAUCUCCCACCUGCUGCAGAUACGAGUGCUGAAGCCAACAUAGCAAGGGUUAAGUAUUAUAGGAACCAUGUCUAUGGACAUGCCAGCCAGGCAUCUGUAGACGAUGCAACAUUUAAUACCUAUUGGCAGGAUAUAAGUAAUGCAUUGGUAGGACUGGGUGUAGAUGCUGCUGCUAUCAAUAGACUGAAGACUGAGAGUAUGGAUCCUGUCAUUGAGAAACACUACCAAGAAGUACUGGGAGAGUGGAAGAAAGAUGAUGAUAGCAGUAAAUACAGACUUGAUGAGAUUGAAGGUAACUUGAAAAGUCAGUAAUUAUUGUGGAUUGAAGAAAUAACGAUAAUCUUGUAACACUGUUAUGCAUAAAGAAAUGCUAGAACUGAGGGUGCAAGGCAUGGAUCGUUUCAGUUAAGAGAAUACAUGCCAAGGAAGAGUGUUGGGAACUUCAUGGCCUGCAAUACAUUCCCUAUAUUUUAGUAGGCUGUAAUGACUGGCAAAAAUCCAAGACCAAGCCUGAAUUUCAGCUGUUCCUUCGAGUUAGCUUCAGCUGACAUUUAGGUUAUCCUAGACCCUCCUGAAAAAGAAAAAAGACGAUUUUUAAAAAAGGUGUUAAUGGUGAUGAUAUUUUAUAUCUUUUCCCCCCCCCCCCCCCCCCGAAACUCUUUACCCUUGAGGUAUUCUUGUGAACACUUGCUUGAUAAUCAUUCCAGUUAACUAGACUUUUACCUGUGAUUGCUCCUGGACUGAUCACUGGAUUUUUGAUUCUGAUAACAAACAGAGCUGCUAAAGCGCAUGAAUGAUCAGCUAAUGGAAAGUCAAAGGAAAAUUAUAGAAAGUUUGACAGAUCAUGCAGCGGGAACAAAGCAAGAAAAAGGUAUGUCUAUCACUUUGUAAUAGACCUUGGUUGUAUUCUAAAGGGCCCUUAAUAUACAUGCUCUACCUUGCGCAACUUACAACCAGAUUUACAUUAAAUUUUUAGCUUAGACCCAUCAAUGGCACCGUUGCAGUUUUUCCCUCUGGUAUUUAAAAGUGAUGAGCCUUUUUUUUGUUUUGUUUUGUUUUUUUCGAAAAUAUCAUCAAUUAGUUCUAACCACCAAGAAAAACAGUCUCUUGCCAACGAACAUGCUUCUCUAGAUGCAAGGGUAAAUUAAAACAAACAUUAUUUGUAUUUAUUUUUGUAUGUGCGCUAUACUCGCCUUUCCUGUUUCAGGUUUCUCUUUUGUCCAGUUUCUGAGACUCAUCAUACAAUGAUAGCACAAUCGCACCCCUUUAAUACGGACACUAGGGGCGGGAGGCGGUAGAAAUAGUGUCCUCAUUUACAGGUGUUUGUUUGAGGGAGAUUGAAUUUAGAGAUAAUGUAAGGGCUUUCCCUGCAACAAAAAAACUGUUUGUAACAACGAGGUGCCCCAAUUAAGUGGAUGUCCGUUGAACUUGGUUAGACUAACGCGGUGCUAUGAUUUUUUUUCUCUAUCAGGUGCUUUUGACCCAACUGAAUUUAUCGAUGGCAUUCGCCAACUCUACAGCACCCGUGAAAGAUGGAUUGCACCCUUUCCGUGGUGGGAAAAAUUUCGGUUGAGCCUUGAUAACAAUUUUACCAGACUCAAAAUAGCGAGCAGGAAGAAAGAAAGGGGUAAAAAGACUGAUGAAACUGUUACGAUGAACGAUAUCUUCAAACCAUACGAGGAAUGCUUACAUCCUAGGACGGUGUUGAUUGAAGGGAAACCAGGUAUAGGAAAGACCACAUUCUGUAAUAAACUUGCUUACGACUGGGCAACGAAGAAACAAGGGGAAGAAAAUCCUUCAGGAAGUUUUUUCCCAAACUUCCAACUAGUUUUGUUGCUUAAAUGCCGAGAAAUAGAGUCUUACCUUUGGGAAGGACAACUUUUGCCUCGAUCCAAGAAAGAACAACUGGAAGAAAUCUUUAAAUCCGUUCUUUGGAACGCCAUUGAUGAUCAACUUCUGCCUCAAGAUGUCACAAAAGAAGAUAAGGACGAAUUCUUCAAAUUCAUUCGCCAUAAUCAGCCAGACAUUUUACUGGUACUUGAUGGAUUGGAUGAGUUGCCUACCAAUAUGUUACCAGCGUUUAAGGAAGUAAUUCAAGGAAGAAUCUUACAAAGAUGUCACAUUGUAGUAACAGCACGACAGGAGGUUGGUAUGGAGGUGCGCGAAUGCUGCGACAGGUUGCUAGAAAUUGAAGGUUUUACCAAAGACGACGCCCGAGAGUUUAUCGUCAAAUACUUCAAAGAGGACGCUCAUUUGGCCGAGAAGCUAUUAAUCAAACUAAACCUUGACGAAAACCUCAGACAGUUGACAGAAAGUCCUUUAAACACUGUACUUCUUUGUCUCCUAUGUGAAGACUUUGAUGGUGUAUUUCCAGAGAGUGGUACACAGCUGUAUCUAGAAAUAGUAGACUGUGUUCUUAGAAGAUACAUGAAAAAGAAUGGUUUACCACUACCAAAGGCUAAGGGCGAAGACCUUACUAAGCUAUACAAGACUCAACUGAAACAGCUUGGCUCGAUCGCGUUGAGCGGCCUCCUUCAGAAUAACAUGUCCUUUGAGGAAAGCAAGUUUGAAAAUUGUUCAGACGAAUUACCAGAAUUUGGCUUUUUGUCCGUUGAGUGUAGUCGGAGCAAACUGCGACCAUCUUUAUUCUAUUCCUUUUUACAUAAAACAUUUCAGGAACUAUUUGCAGCAUUUUACCUGUGUUGCCAAAUUCAGGAUAACACAAUUUGUCCAGAAAACAUGAUUACCGACCAUAGAUAUUUCCAUGAGCUCAAACAGGUGCUUGUGUUCACUUGCGGCCUGUUAGCUUUGCAAUCUGAAGAAAAGGUAAAGCCUUUGAUCGCCAGUAUUGCUGUUCAGGCAGACAAUGAUGAUAAAUUAUUGGUGGCAUUACAGUGCAUUGGCGAAUGUAAGAACGACUCACGUUCUUCUCUUCAUUGGCUGUUAGCUCAAACCCUUGGGUCAAUUAUUCAAAUAAAGGAGCUGAACCUGUCAGGCGACGGCCUUGGUCUUAAUGAGUGUACUGCACUGGCAGAAACAAUCAAGCACAAUUCAACAAUAACACAGUUGGAUUUGUCAUACAAUGACCUUGGUGAGGGUGAAUGUAUUGCACUGGCAGAGGCAAUCAAACACAAUUCAACAAUAACACAGUUAAAUUUGAGUGACAGUCUUCGUGGCGAUAGUCAGUGUACUGCGCUGGCGGAAGCAGUCAAAUACAAUUCAACAAUUACAGAGUUGGAUUUGUCAUACAAUCACCUUUUUGCUGGUGAUAGUAACGCAUUUGCGGACGCAAUCAAACACAAUUCAACAAUAACACAGUUGGAUUUAUCAUACAAUCAACUUGAUGAUGAUGGCUGUACUGCACUGGCGGAAGCAAUCAAACACAAUUCAACGUUGAUACAGUUGGAUUUGUCAUACAAUCUCCUUGGUACUGGUGACUGUACUGCUCUGGCGAAAGCAAUCAAACACAAUUCAGUAUUAACACAUUUGGAUUUGUCAUGCAAUGUAUUUGGUGCUGGUGACUGUACUGCACUUGUGGAAGCAAUCAAACACAAUUCAGCAAUAACACAGUUGGAUUUGAGAGGUAGUUUUCGUGGUGCUGAUUACUGUCAUGUACUGACGAAAAUAAUCAAACACAAUUCAACAAUAACGCAGUUGGAUUUGUCAGACAAUGGCCUUGGAUUUGGUGACUGCACUGCUCUGGGGGAAGCAAUCAAACACAAUUCAACUAUAAAACUGUUGGAUUUGUCACACAAUGAGCUUUGUUAUGGUGACUGUACUGCACUAACGGAAAUAAUCAAACACAAUUCAACAAUAACGCAGUUGGAUUUGUCAGACAAUGACCUUGGAUUUGGUGACUGCACUGCUCUGGGGGAAGCAAUCAAACACAAUUCAACUAUAAAACUGUUGGAUUUGUCACACAAUGAGCUUUGUUAUGGUGACUGUACUACACUAACGGAAGCAAUCAAACACAAUUCAACAAUAACGCAAUUGGAUUUGUCAAACAAUAUCCUUGGUGCUGGUGAAUUUGGUGCACUGGUGGAAGCAAUCAUUUGCAAUUCAACAAUAACACGGUUGGAUUUGUCACACAAUGACAUCGAUGCUGGUAACUGUACUGCACUGGCGGAAGCAAUCAUUUGCAAUUCUACAAUAACACAAAUAAAUUUGUCAAACAAUGGCCUUGGUUUUGGUGACUGCAUAGCACUGGCGGAAGCAAUUAAACACAAUUCAACAAUAACGCAUUUGGAUUUGUCUUUUAAUAGCCUUGGUGCUGGUGACUUUACUGCACUGGCGGAAGCAAUCAAACACCAUUCAACAUUAACACAGUUGGAUUUGUCAAGCAAUCUCCUUGACGAUUCUGACCGUAAUGUAUUGGCGGAAGCAAUCAGACACAAUUCAACAAUAACGCAGUUGGAUUUGUCACACAAUCUCCUUGGUACUGGUAACUGUACUGCACUGGCAGAAGCAAUCAAACAUAAUUCAACAUUAACACAGUUGGAUUUGUCACGCAAUGGCUUUGGUACUGGUGACUGCACUGCACUGGCUGAAGCAAUCAAACACAAUUCAACAAUAACACAGUUGGAUUUGUUACACAAUUAACUCGGGAAUGGUGACUGCACUGGUUGAAGCAUCAAACAUAAUUCACCAAUAACGCAGUUGUUACACAAUCUCUUUGGUACUGGUGACUGUACUACACUUGAGGAAGUAAUUAAACACAAUUCAACAAUAACGCAGUUGGAUUUGUCAUGGAAUGAACUUGGUACUAGUGACUGUACUGCAUCGACGGAAGCAAUCAGUCACAAUUCCUUAAUAAGAGUUUAA
Molecule: messenger RNA, 5154 nt
Organism: Porites evermanni
Lineage: Eukaryota; Metazoa; Cnidaria; Anthozoa; Scleractinia; Poritidae
Source: the annotation of a GenBank genome assembly